Messenger RNA from Scleropages formosus (Asian bonytongue), 3284 nucleotides. RefSeq names its product signal transducer and activator of transcription 1-alpha/beta-like. The transcript is spliced from 24 exons. The coding region runs from base 150 to 2399 and encodes 749 amino acids. Gene Ontology annotation, biological process: signal transduction; regulation of DNA-templated transcription. Lineage: Eukaryota; Metazoa; Chordata; Actinopteri; Osteoglossiformes; Osteoglossidae. The record is from RefSeq and is a predicted model, not a curated record. Gene Ontology annotation, molecular function: DNA binding; DNA-binding transcription factor activity.
UUUUCCUGUACACUUAAUGUACGGACGACGAGCUCGGUUUCAUAUGGUGCUGUGGCAGCGCGCGGACGUACGCCGUAGAUUCAGUGCUUUCUACCUGAAGCCAAAAUUGAUAUUUCUCUUCUUGUACUGCAAACAGACAUUAAAGGUAGAUGGCCCAGUGGUAUCAGCUGCAGCAGCUGGACUCCAAGUACCUGGAGCAGGUGGACCAGCUGUAUGAUGACACCUUCCCCAUGGAGAUCCGCCAGUACCUCAGCCAGUGGAUUGAGAGCCACGACUGGGAGCAGGUGGCUACCAAUGAAUCUCUGGCUACUGUUCGUUUCCAUGACCUGCUGGCCCAGCUCGAUGACCAGUAUAGCCGCUUCACCCUUGAGAACAACUUCCUUAUGCAGCACAACAUCCGUAAGAUCAAGCGCAACCUGCAGGACUGCUUCCAGGCGGAUCCCGUGCACAUGGCCAUGAUCAUCGGGAGCAGCCUGAAUGAGGAAAAGAAGAUCCUCGCUGUGGCCAUGAAAAGAGAGGAAAACGUGGGUAACACACAGAGCAACAUGGUGGUGGAGAAACAGAAGGAGCUCGAUAACAGAGUUAAAGAGCUUAAAAACAAAGUGCAGGACACAGAGCAAAAAGUAAAAUCCCUGGAGGACCUGCAAGAUGAGCACGACUUCAAGUACAAAACUUUACACAACCGAGAGCACGAAGCAAAUGGGAUGUCCCAGAAGGAGAUUCAGAAAGAGAAGAUGGUUAUCCAGGGGAUGUUCCUGAAGCUGAACGUGAACCGGGAGGAAGUGGUGCGGCAGAUGGCAGAUGCCCUCAAUAUGGCGGAGAAAAUUGAAAUCACGCUCAUCUCGGAGGAGCUGCCUGAGUGGAAGCGGCGGCAGCAGAUCGCCUGCAUCGGAGGGCCACCCAACGCUUGCUUGGACCAGCUGCAGACUUGGUUCACAGCCGUGGCGGAGUGUCUGCAGCAGGUGCGGCAGCAGCUGAACAAGCUGCAGGAGCUGGAGCAGAAGUACACGUACGAGAAUGACCCCAUCACGCUGAAGAAGCAGUUCCUGGAGGACCGUUCCAUGAUGCUCUUCAAGAACCUCAUCGUCAACUCCUUGGUGGUGGAGAGACAGCCCUGUAUGCCCACACACCCACAGAGACCCCUGGUGCUGAAGACAGGGGUCCAGUUCACCGUCAAACUCAGACUGCUGGUAAAACUCCAGGAAUUUAAUUACCAACUCAAAGUCAAGGCUUCCUUUGACAAGGAUGUCCCAGAGAAGAACACUCUGAAAGGUUUCCGCAGGUUCAACAUCUUGGGGACAAACACAAAGGUCAUGAACAUGGAGGAGUCCAACGGAAGUCUGGCUGCAGAGUUCCGACAUUUGCAACUGAAAGAGCAGAAAGCCGCUGGCUCCCGGACGAACGAGGGUCCACUCAUUGUGACAGAGGAGCUGCACUCCAUCAGCUUCGAGACGCAGCUGUGUCAGCCAGGAAUUGUCAUUGACCUUGAGACGAGCUCCCUGCCCAUUGUCGUGAUCUCCAACGUGAGCCAACUGCCCGCUGGCUGGGCCUCCAUCCUGUGGUACAACAUGCUGAGCAACGAGCCCAAGAACCUGUCCUUCUUCCUGAGUCCCCCCCAGGCCUGCUGGAGUCAGCUUUCUGAGGUGCUCAGCUGGCAGUUCUCCUCCGUUACCAAGCGUGGCCUCAACACGGAGCAGCUGAACAUGUUAGGAGACAAACUCCUGGGUCCCGAUGCUGCUGGAAACCCCGAAGGCCUCAUUCCCUGGACCAAGUUCUGUAAGAAUGUCAAUGACAAGAGCUUUCCCUUCUGGCUGUGGAUCGAGAGCAUCCUGGAGCUCAUCAAGAGGCAUCUGCUUCCACUAUGGAAUGAUGGGUGCAUCAUGGGAUUUGUGAGCAAGGAGCGCGAGCGGACCCUGCUGAAGGACAAGGCGCCGGGAACCUUCCUGCUGCGCUUCAGCGAGAGCAGCCGUGAUGGUGCCAUCACCUUCACCUGGGUGGAGCGCUCCCAAAACGAUGAGAUCCAGUUCCACGCAGUGGAGCCCUAUACUAAGAAGGAGCUGACAGCCGUCAGCUUCCCAGACAUAAUCCGGAACUACAAGGUUAUGGCUGCCGAGAACAUCCCCGAAAACCCUCUACGAUACCUGUACCCCGACAUUUCCAAGGACAACGCCUUCGGGAAGUACUACAGCAGACCCACCGAGACAUCGGAGCCCAUGGAUGUGGAGAGUCCCAGUGGGGGAGGAUACAUAAGGACAGAGCUCAUCUCUGUCUCAGAAGUACACCCCUCUAGACUGCAAGACACCAUGCUGCCCAUGUCUCCGGAGGUGUACGGCGCCCUAUCGCAGCUAAUAAACCCUGCAGAGAUCGACACUGUGAUGUGUUCACCAUUCCCAAACUAAACCAGGAUGCCUGUGAGAACGGCAGAGGCAGAAGAUAUGGAGGAUUGCAUGCGUCUUUUCUGAAGAAUUUUCCUCAAUUUUUAUGAUACCUGCGUGUUGACUGUAACUCAUUACCUUUUCGUUAUGAGUCUGAACUGGGUUUAUCGUACAAAGAAUUACCUAAAAGUGCUUUGCCGUUUGAAACGUUAAAUGGUAAAAAGUGUACACUAGGAAUUUUGCUUGGUGCAAUACUUCAAAAAAAAUACUUUGACGUAUGACUUUCAUUUUUUGUCCUCUCGGGGGAGACAGUAAUUCUUUUUCAGUUCUGCAGUUUUUUAGCCAUAAAACAUUGCUUUAUUUAAGAUAUGCUGGAAUAAACAUUUCCACUGCCCAUAACAAUACACGCUGGUAUGGUUAUCUGUGUGAACUGAAAAACCUUACAGAUCAUUGAUAUUCUGGUUUCUACCUUCACCCCAUGUUCUCCGGCAGAUCCAGCAACCUCAAAAGAGCCGACAGUAUUAACCUGACAAAUGUCCCAUUCUGAAAACAAACGUGCAUCAAACUACACUCACAGGACAUGAGCCCCCCUGCAUGGCUCUCGAAAGGUCUUUCAUACUAAAGGAGCAAAAGAAAAUCCCAAUAAUCAUAAAUGUGAUAAAAGCACUGGCACAAAGAGCCCUUAACAGGCCACUGUGUAGCCAGAAACGCCACAGAGAAGUUCAAAUGCACGACAUAAAAUUGUUCUCAAAGGCAAAAACUUGCUAAGACACACACGUAGACACUCAAGGUUGGAAUACCUGCUUGGAAAAAGAAAAGAGGGAAGAAAAAAAAAAAAUUGUUGGAGCCCAGUAAACGGUAGUGUUUAGUAUAGAUGCUCACCAAAAAAAUGGGUAAAUAAUGAGAGCA